Messenger RNA from Portunus trituberculatus (swimming crab), 2791 nucleotides. Its product is annotated as coiled-coil domain-containing protein 40-like. The record is from RefSeq and is a predicted model, not a curated record. NCBI's taxonomy places the organism in Eukaryota, Metazoa, Arthropoda, Malacostraca, Decapoda, Portunidae. The transcript is spliced from 18 exons. Bases 1 to 2703 code for a protein of 900 amino acids. Gene Ontology annotation, biological process: axoneme assembly. Gene Ontology annotation, cellular component: cytoplasm.
AUGGAUGAGUUGGAGGGCGAGCAGCGGGAGGACGAGGGGAGUGAUGCUGGCGUGGUGCUGAGUGACGGAGAGGAGGAGGGACGCGGCGGUAGCUCAUGGGCGUCGGUGCUGCAGACGCUGGGGCCAGAACAUCCUCUAUUGAAAGGCUUCCAGGAAGCAAAGCGACGGCAGCUUCAGGAGGAAAAGAGUCAGCUGCAACUUCGUUUCAUGCAGCUGCGGCAACAGACGAGUGACCUCAAGAGGGAGAACGUGAUGCUGGGCUCCAAGAUGUUUGAGGUGCAACAGGCCGUCACCAGAGCUCAGGUCAAUCUUGAUAAAUCAAAGACAGAGCGUCGGCGAACGAGGGAGCUGCUGUCCACGGCGAGGGAGUCAGUGACUACGGCGCUGCGUCAAGAGCAGGAGGUGGUGGCGGCCCUGACAGCGGCUCGCAGGCAUGAGGUGGACAUGAAGCGGGAAGUGGAGCGGCUUGGGGUCCGGGUGGCGGUGAUGAAGACGGCGCGGGCAAACAGUGAGGGCGAUGUAACCACCCUUACUCGAGUCCUGCACAAGACUGCCUGGGACCGCGCGGCUCUAGAAAAAGACAAGCUGCUGCAGGACCUGUUAGUGGAGCGGCUGACGGCGGCCCUGGAGCGAGAGACCACCACAAUAAGGACACUGCAGGAAGCGAAGCGGGAGGAGAUGGAGCUGGCACACGCACUGAGAGAGAGAGCCAGAUUGCAGGAAGAGGAACUGCUUCACUUAGAGUGUGAGGGUGUGGGCGUGAAGCGGGCGUGGGAAUCGAACGUGGUAGUGCUGCAGCGGCGAUCAGAGGAACACAGCCAAGCACAGGAGCAUCUGCAGCAGCUGGCGGCGGAGCGGUCUGGACUGAAGGCACAGCUUCACAACACAAGGAAGGAGGUGAGGCAGAACCAGCUGGAGCACGAGCAACAGUCCUGCAGACUGUUGCGGAUGGAGCGUGACGUGACCAAGCAGCGGGAGAAGUUGUCGGAGGUGCGGGAGGAGACACAGCAGCUGGCGGAGCGACAUGAAGACCUGGUGGCGGCGGUAGAGCAGCUAGAGUCUAGCUGUGACACAAAGCAGAAGGAGACGCAGGAACAGGAGCGGAUGAUAGAACGAGCGUAUAAUGACAUCAGGAUCACCACGGAGCGUUGGAGGCGCAUUGAGGACCAGGCGCUGGCCAGGCUGGCGCACCACACUGCCGCCACCAGGGCCGCCCGCAACCUGCGCCGCUCCGUGGCGGACGCGAGAGCUAGGUGCCGGCAACUGGAAGACAAGCUGGUAGAGAAAGAGCGGAGUGCGGCUGAUACAGCACUAAGAGCCUCAGAUGCCCGGGUGAGUGUCUCAGCUCAUACCGCCACCAAAGACUCCAUGACCGCUAUCCUGGACCGCCUUCAGGCAGAUAUCGAUAAGCUGGAGGCAGAUUUGAAGAAAGGUCACGAAAAGAUCAGUGGAAACGAGUGUGCCGUGGAUCGCCUCAACAAACAGCUGGCCAAGGCGAUCGAGCUGGCACAGGGAAGCGAGGCACCACCCGCUGAUCGUGAGGAGCGGCGCCUUCGAUUGCUGCUGCAGGACCACACGAAGGAGAGGGCGGCGUUAGAGGACGAGGCGCUCAGUGUGCACCGCCAUCUGCUGGAGGCUCGCGACGAGCGUGACAUCCUCACCGAGAAGAUUUCACGCCUCCAACAAGAGCUCGGUGCGCUGCGGGGGCGGCAAGCUCGUCUGGAGAGUGGCGUGCACCAGGAGCGUAGUGCCUUCAAGGAAGCUGAACGGCGGCGGGAGCGUCUUCACCGCGCCCUAGCAACGGUGGACUCCAGGCUGCACCAGGAGGCCCAGUUGAGGGAAGCCACGUCGAGAGAGGCUGACGCUUCUGAAACUCAACUUCUCGCCAAACUACAUGAGAUGGAGCAGAAGGCCGCCAAGAGAGAUAACGAACUGGAGGAGUUGAAGGACAAGAGAGAAGAGAUAGAAGGAACACUGCUUGAAGCCACGAAGGAGAGAACACAGUGGGAGAAGAGCCUGGCGGAGCUACGGGAUAUCCAGGAGACCCUGAAGAAGGAUAUGGGCACUGAAGGGGACUUGCACGCCAUGAAGACAGAGAUCACACGCAUGCAGGCUCGCUGGCGGACGCUGCAGGCCACUCAAAAGGAACUGUCAGGACAACUGGAGCAGAGCGUCAGUGUGGAGGCAGCGCUGAAGACACGCACUCUGGCCACGGUUUCCAAGCUGCGCCGCGAUCCCAACGGUGCCCGGGCCACGACACUCAUGCACGAAGACAUACUGAAGAGGAAGCUCACGAAAAACACAAAGAAGUUGUCUGAAAUAGAGUCCGCGGUGGGGGCGGCGCGAGACGAGAGGAACCGCCUAGGUGAGGAGGGACAGCGGCAGGAACGGCUCUACGCGCACAAUGUUCGUCUGCUGCAGGAGGCAGCCACGCACCUUGAGCAGAAGCUGGUCAAGAAGCAGGAGGAACAGUUGCGGUUGCAGGAAUGUCGAGCAAGGUUGAGGCACCUGACGGCGGUGCGGGAAGGCCGCUACAAGAUGCUGGCAGCGGCGGGGGAGGAAGCCCAGCAGGCCGUGAAGGAAAGGCUGGCAGCGCGGGCCCAGGCUUACGGCGGCGUGGUGGCACAGCUGGAGGCAGGCUUCCCUAACAUGGAGGUGAAACUGCGCAAUAUGAAAAUUCUCCUCCAAAAAUUUGUGGAAUAAGAAUAACCAAACGUGUCUGUGUGUGUGUGUGUGUGUGUGUGUGUGUGACUAGCACCGCAUCAGUGCUUAACGCUAGAACACACCUUCC